Molecule: messenger RNA, 3923 nt
Organism: Tinamus guttatus (white-throated tinamou)
Lineage: Eukaryota; Metazoa; Chordata; Aves; Tinamiformes; Tinamidae
Source: RefSeq, a predicted model, not a curated record
AUGAACAAGCCAGAUGAAUUCUUGAUUCCCAAGUCAGGUGCUGUUUUCACAUUCGGAAAAAGCAGUUUUGCAGAAAACAUUCCUAGCAAGUUCUGGUUCAAAAAUGACAAACCUGUACACAUAUCAUGUGGAGAUGAGCACACUGCUAUUGUUACAGGAAAUGGUAAACUCUACAUGUUUGGCAGUAACAACUGGGGCCAAUUAGGACUAGGAUCAAAGAAUACUGUCAGCAAACCAACAUGUGUUAAAGCUUUAAAACCAGAAAAAACGAAACUUGCUGCUUGUGGAAGAAACCACACUUUAGUUUACACAGAAAAAGGAAAUGUAUAUGCUGCUGGAGGUAACAGUGAAGGUCAGCUGGGAUUAGGUGACACAGAGGAAAGGACCACAUUUCAUUUAAUUAGCUUUUUUACCAACCAGCACAAGAUCAAACAGCUAGCAGCUGGAUCAUACACCUCAGCAGCAAUAACUGAGGAUGGACAGCUUUUUAUGUGGGGUGACAAUUCGGAAGGUCAGAUUGGCUUGGCUAAUGAAGCCAGUGUCUGUGUCCCUUGUCAAGUGGUUGUUGGAAAACCUGUUUCCUCAGUAUCCUGUGGAUAUUAUCACUCUGCCUUGAUAACAGGAGAUGGUGAACUCUAUACUUUCGGAGAACCUGAAAAUGGGAAACUGGGAUUGUUGCCUGAACAGCUGAAGAACAGCAGAGUCCCACAGCCGGUACCAGGAAUUAUGGAAAAAGUUAAUAAAGUUGCUUGUGGUGGAGGACACACCGUGGUGCUUACAGAGAGAGAUGUAUAUACUUUUGGACUGGGACAGUAUGGACAACUGGGACAUGGAACUUUUAUUUUUGAAACUUCUGUACCAAAGUCUGUGGAACACUUGAGGAGGCAUAAAAUACUCAGCAUUGCAUGUGGGGAAAAUCAUACUGCUGUAAUAGCAGAGAAUGGCCUCAUGUUUACCUUUGGAGACGGGCGACAUGGCAAGUUAGGACUUGGAGAGGAGAAUUUUGUAAACCAGUUUAAACCCAUUCUAUGUUCUAACUUUCUGAGAUUCACAGUCCUUUUGGUUGCUUGUGGUGGUUGUCACAUGCUAGUUUUUGCUGCUCCAAGGCCUAAAGGAUCUGAAGAAAUACUCAUAGAAGAUGUGCAAAACUGUCUGACUGCUACUACCUCUGGAAUGAGCAUAGUGUCAUCAGCAACAGGCACUUUACAAAAAACAUUAUCAGCACGAAUGCGACGUCGAGCAAAGGAAAGAUCACCAGAACAGUUCCUAAGAAUGAUACAAACCCUCCCUCCACUGGGAGGAAACUUUUUAAAGUCUUCAUUGCAUGUGACUAGCAACACCAGCCUACCCUAUUUUUCUGCAACAGAUCUUCCUGAAGUUAAGCCUAUGGAGUUGGACCAUGAAACAGAAAAGAAUCAUCAAAAAGAUAAACCCCGUGAAGGCUCUGAAGAAGAUUCAGAUGAUGAAAGUAAUCACAGAAACCUUGGAGAUACAUCUGACAUCCUAAAUGUGACACAUGUGAUGAAAUUGAAUCCCAGUGACCAAUCCUUAAAAUUAUCACCAAUCCAAAAACAAAAGAAGAACAAUAAAAAUGUGAAACUGAAAAGAGAUGGUAAGGGUGGGAUGAAAACUGUUGAUUCCCAUUUCACGCAGGAGAGUUCAAAAUCAGACUCUGGCGCUUUACGAAAGCAGUCUUCACUUUCAGAGUCAUUGGAGCAAUAUGCAGACUUAGAAAAAAGCAGUGCCUUUGUAGGGAAGCCCAUGACUUACAAAAAGAACAUGAAAGGUAAAUAUGACCAGGCACAAAAUGGUACUUUGAAAAGUGGUCAUUCUUCCAAUAAAAAGUCAAAAGUUGUUAAAUCUAAGCACACCCUUAAAACAGCCAUACUUCCUUCUGUAUGCAGUGAUAAACCCCAGACUCGCUCAUUAGUUGUACAGAAAUACAGUCCUGUUACAAAGCCAGAAAGUAGAAAAGCAGUAGAGUGUGAAAACAAAACAAAGGAUAGAAUCGAAAAAGCUGAUAAAUACGAAAGAUUGUAUGUCAGAGAGGAAGAAGGUAAUGAAGAACAGAGUGAGUAUAAGAAAAAGGAUCCAUUUCUAAAACAAAUAGCUGUAACUAUGUCAUCAUCUUCAAGUGAGGAAAGCAAUAAUGAACAUAGAAAAUACAUGCUUAAGAGUGGGGAUAAGAAGGAGGACUACUGUAAAGGCAAGGAUACCCAGAAAGCAACAAAAGCAGUGGAAAAUGUGAAAGAUGUGGAUUUACAAGAAGAAGGUAGUGAGACUGAAGAGAAGAAAGCCACAAAUAAUGAAAAAGAAUAUGCAGAAGAGGCUGAUAUAAAAAGUCUGAAUGAGGAAGAAACAAAUUCUGAAGUUAAAUCUGAUGAAGGCAGACAGGUUGAAGUUAAGAAUGAGGAGGAAACUAAUCAAGAGGAAGAGAGUGAAGACAGUGAAAAGUCUGAAAGUGAAAAAGAAAAACUGGAUGAAAAAGUUGACAGUGAAAUUGAACUAGGGGAGGAAGAAGGAGAGAAAGAGGCAGAAGAGAAUCAUCAAGAAGGAUAUGGCAAGGAGCAAGGAGAUGAAGAAGGCAGGUUUAUAGAGGAAGAAGAAAUACUGAAUCAAGGAGAAGAGGAUUUUGAGGAGGAGGAGAAUGCAGAAGAGGAACAAAGGGAAAAAGAAAAGGAGGAACAGGUUAGAAGUGAUGGAAGGGAUGAGAGUGAGAAAGGAAAAGAAGACCAAGAGCAGGUGGAAGAAAAAGAGGCAGAGGAUGCAAGUGAGGACGGAGGAGAGGAAAGAGAGCAGUUGGAAGAAAAAGAGGCAGAGGAUGAGAGUGAGGAAGGAAGAGAGGAAAGAGAGCAGGAGGAAGAAAAAGAGGCAGAAGAUGAGAGUGAGGAAGGAAGAGAAGACAAAGAGAGGGAGGAAAUAAAAGAGGCAGGAGCAGAGCAGGAGUCAGAAGGUGAGAAGGAAAAUGAAGAAGAAAGGAAAGAAAGAGAGAAUGAAGGAGGCAAAGCAGGUGAAGAGGAAGAUGGAAUGGAAGAGGAAAGAGAGGAAGAUAGGCAGGAUGAAAUGGAAGAGGAAGGAGAAGAAGCAGAGGAGAAAGAGGAAGGAAUAGAGAUAGAAACAGAAGGUGUGGAGGGGGAAGAAGAAGAUGAAAACAGGGCUGAAGAGAAGAGGGAAGAUAAAGAAGGAAAAGAUGGAGAAGAGAGAGAAGGGGAGGAAGCAGGAGGAGAAGAGGAAGUGGAGGAUGAAGGGGGGGAGGGAGAGGAGGAAGAAGAAGGAAAAGACAGAGAGGAGGUAGAAGCAGAAGAAGAGGAAGAGGGAGAGGAGGAAGAAGAGGGAGAGGAGGAGGAAGAAGAGGGAGAGGAGGAGGAAGAAGAGGGAGAGGAGGAGGAGGAAGAAGAGGAGGAGGAGGAGGAAGAAGAGGAGGAGGAGGAAGAAGAGGAAGAGGAGGAGGAAGAGGGAGAUGAGGAAGAGGGAGAAGAAGAGGAAGGAGAAGAAGAAGGAGAGGAAGAAGAGGGAGAAGAAGAGGAAGAAGGAGAGGAAGAAGAGGGAGAAGAAGAGGAAGAAGAAGGAGAGGAAGAAGAGGAAGAUGAAGAAGAGGAAAAGGAGGAUGAAGAAGAAGAAAAAAAGGAAGAGGAAGAAGAAGAAGAGAAAAAGGGAGAAGAGGAAGAAGAGGAGGAGGAGGAGGAGGAAAAAUCAAAGCAUAAAAAACAGGUUGCUAGUAAUAAGCUUACACAAAAGAAAAGCCAAAACAGCAGGAAGCCAAAGACAGAAAGUACUGCUGUACCAAACAGCGCGAAACAAAAAAUGAAGUCCAAACACUGUGUAGCUAAUGGAUUACAUAAUUCAGAGCAAUUUUGGAACAAUGUGUUACCCCAUUAUUUAACAUUGAAGUAGCAUAGACUAAUGGAGAUACAUUUUAAGCC